Messenger RNA from Peniophora sp. CBMAI 1063, 2339 nucleotides. The record is from the annotation of a GenBank genome assembly. NCBI's taxonomy places the organism in Eukaryota, Fungi, Basidiomycota, Agaricomycetes, Russulales, Peniophoraceae.
AUGAACCAUCACCAGCUCGCGGGCUCGCCGUUCGGGAACGGACACGGACGGCCGCAGCAGACGAGCAUUACGCAGAUGGGGCAGGUCGGGCACGGGCAUCCGGUGGGGAUGCAUAUGGGGGUCGGGCAGAUUGGGCAGAUUGGAGGGGGAGUUGGAGGGGGGAUUGGAGGGCAGGUUAAUGUGAAUGGGGGUAUGGGCAUGGGCGGCGGUCAGAUCCACGCGGGUCAGAUGGUGCAUGGGCACGGACACGGACACGGGCACGGGGGCCAGAUGGUCGUGGGCGUUAACAUGCCUGGCUUGAACCCGGCCCAGCUCGACGAGUUUCGACGACGACAGCAGCAGCAGCAGCAACAACAACAACAGCAGCAGCAGCAGCACCCGCCGACGCAGCUGCAGGGCCCGCCGCCGCUGCUCAGCGCGCAUCAUCAGCACCCCCCGCCGCUACCGAUGCAGCAUUCCAGUCAACAUCAACAGCAAUAUCCGCAGGCGGUCCGGCGCGUGGGCUCGACGCCGAAUCUGGCGGGGAGUGCCGUGCAGCAUCAGCAGGGCAUGGGCGCGCCGCGGCAGGCGCGGCUGAGCCAGGGCCCCGAGUUUUAUCAGCGGCCGGGCAGCGCGGGGCCGGGCGUGCAGGUCGGCACGCCGCUGGGCGUGGGGAGCCUGGGCACGAGCGUCGGCGGGUUCCCGACGCCCGCGCAGCAGUACUCCGUUAUGCACGGGGGCCAGGGCCGCCCGCCCAGCGCGGCGUCGCCGGCCGGCGCGGGCGAUAUGGGGCCGCCGGCAAGACCGGUGAGCGCCGCGCCGGGGCCGAUGGGCGCGCUGCCGCACCACGCGCAUCAGCAGGCUCAGGGAAGUCUGCCGCCCGGCGCGGUGCUGUUCUCGCGCCCGAAUAAUAUCGGCGGGCCGCAGCCGGGGCAGCAGAUGGUUAAUGGGCACGGGCCGAUGGUCAACGGCAACGGUGGCCCGCCACAGCCGCCACCGCCGAAUGGAUUGCAGCAUCCGCCGAGUGGGCAGCUGGGACCGGGGCAGGGCGAUGGGAGGCAUCCGCUGUCGGGCCCGCAUGUGCAGCAUCAGAUGAAUGGGCAUCAUGCGGGUAUGGGUGGGCCGGGGACGCAUAUGAGUAUGGGGGUGCCGCCGCCGCCGCACGGGCAGCAGCAGCAGCAGCAUGCUGGGCAGCCACCGCCGAAUGGGCAACAUCAAGGUCAACCGCAGCAGCAGCAGCCUGGGCAACCGGGGCAAGCUCAGCAGCAACAGCAGCAGCAGCAUCCGCAGAUGAACGGACAUCCGCCACAGCAGCAGCAGCCACAGCAAGCACAGCAACAGCAGCAACAACCGCCACCGCCAAUUCAAACUCAACAACUACAGCAAUCUCGACCAGGAAGCGCCGCGCCCUCGAGCGCGCACACAACCAUCACGGCUCAAGACGCGAGCCCUGGACGUCCGGCGACGGGUCAACUGCCUACGCCUGCGCCUGGACCUCCGCAACAACCACAAGCUCAGGCGCAGACUGGGACGCCACAGCAGGCGGCGAGGGGAGUCGGGCUGCAACCUGCUUUCGGGCACGGCGCUGCGCUCGCGCGACUGGUGCAGUUCUCGGGCGCGCUGGCGGUUUCGCAGACGAGUCUGACGGCGGACGAGUUGAGGGAGCAUACGAACAACAGAUGCACGCUCAGGUUCUGGGACAACUUCAUGAAGGAGUGGUUCGCGGACGGCGCGGUCGUCAGGUUACAGCUGUGGAAGGACAACCAGACGGCGGAGUGCAAGAGCUUCGAGAUUACGACGCCCGUCAUCCCGCGCUUCUUCCUCGCGACCUCCCAGUCCGGCGUGCGCGGGAUGUCGCUAGGGCUGGACGACGCGAAGGAGACGCCUACGACGCUGCACCAUGCGGAGGUGCGGACGAGCGCGGCGCAGUGGGUCUACCGAUAUGUGACGGGAUAUACCGUCGUGCUCCGCGGCCAGAUCUGCGCGCGGUUUUCGAUGGCGCCGCCCCCGCCCGGCGCGAGCGCGCAGUUGGCGAGUGCUGGUGCUGUGGCGCCGAUCCGGAUUGAAGAGAUCAGCUUCACCUCGCACAAAUUCGACGUGCUGAUCGACUUCGAAGCGAUAAUGCCGCGCGAGCUCCGCGAGCACGUCCCCGCGCGCGAGACCGCGCCGUCGACGCCCGCGCAGCCGCACGCGCAGCCGAACCGGCCCGACGUCGAGCGGUGGGUCCAGAGCCAGAGCGUGCAGCCGUGGGGGCAGAGCGCGCCCGCUACGCCGACGUUGCAGGCGCAGGGGCCUGGUGCGAGUGGAGGGGGGACGUUGGUUAAUGGCGUUGGAGGAGGUAUUGGAGGAGGGGGAGGGGG